Pollicipes pollicipes is the source of this 1612-nucleotide messenger RNA. It is a transcript of the gene DMAP1, whose product is annotated as DNA methyltransferase 1 associated protein 1. The record is from RefSeq and is a predicted model, not a curated record. Gene Ontology annotation, molecular function: transcription corepressor activity. Gene Ontology annotation, biological process: chromatin remodeling; DNA repair; negative regulation of transcription by RNA polymerase II. NCBI's taxonomy places the organism in Eukaryota, Metazoa, Arthropoda, Thecostraca, Pollicipedomorpha, Pollicipedidae. Gene Ontology annotation, cellular component: nucleus; Swr1 complex; NuA4 histone acetyltransferase complex.
CAGGCACUCCAAACUGUAAACAUUCAUUUUGUGCACCCUGCUGUCAAUCGGGGGUGUCACGAUCGGAGUUUUGUCUUAAUCUGUGCGGCUAGCCCAUAUCAUCAGUUGGUUCAUUCAAGCCGGAUUGGCUGGGUCGACGCUAGAAGCCCACCAUGUCGGACGUGCUGGAUAUUCUGGAGGUGGAUCGGGGCGCGGCCGGGCCGGAGAUCAGCAAGGAGCGCAUCAUCGGACCGCCACGCAAGAAGCCGGGACCGCGCGGCAGCAAGCGGCCCGAGGGCAUCAACCGUGAGCUGUAUGCGCUGCUCUACACAGACAACAAGGACCCGGCGCCGCUUUUCCCCGUCGAGGAUGUCAACAAGGGCUACAAACAGACCAAGGCUAAGCUGGGCAUGCGCCGCGUGCGUCCCUGGAAGUGGACGCCGUUCGUGAACCCGGCCCGCGCCGACAGCACCGUUCUCUACCACUGGCGGCGCGUGGUGGACGAGGACAAGGAGUACGCGUUCGCCAAGUUCAACAAGAAGGUGGACGUGGUGUCGUUUACGGACCAGGAGUACCAGCGCCACCUGCAGGCUGACGGCUGGUCUAAGGCUGAGACUGAGCACCUGUUUGACCUGUGUCGCCGCUUCGACCUCAGGUUUAUCGUGAUGCAGGACCGCUGGGAUCGCGGCAAGUUCGCAGCCCGCUCCGUGGAGGACCUCAAGAGCCGCUACUACAGCAUCUCCAGCAUCCUCUCCAAGCUGCGUCUAGAGCCAGGCCAGCCACAUCCGAAGGAGUUUGCAUACGACGCCGCGCAUGAGAGGAAGCGGAAGUUGCAGUUGAAAAAGCUCUUCAGCCGGUCACCGAAGCAGAUCGAGGAGGAGCAGCACCUGCUGGCCGAGCUGCGGAAGAUCGAGGCGCGGAAGCGGGAGCGGGAGAGGAAGACGCAGGACCUGCAGAAGCUCAUCAACUCGGCCGACACGGAACACCGCAAGGCGCAGAAGACGCCGGGCGCCGUCAAGAAGAAGGUGUUCCACGUGGGCAACAAGCCGCCGCGGGAGCGACUGGAGAGCACGCAGUCGGGUGGCGAGGGCGGCUCCAUCAAGUUUCCGGACCUGCGCAGCAGCGGCGUCAGCCUGCGCUCCCAGCGCAUGAAGCUGCCGGCCAGCAUCGGCCAGAAGAAGGCCAAGGCCAUCGAGCAGCUGGUGCAGGAGCUGGGCAUCGAGAUGAGCCCCAUGCCCACCGAAGACAUCGCCACCCAGUUCAACGAGCUGCGUAACGACAUGCUGCUGCUGUACGAGCUCAAGAUGGGCCUCAGCUCUUGCGAGUUUGAGCUGCAGACGCUGAAGCACCAGUACGAGGCGCUGGCGCCCGGGAAGACGCUGGAGAUCCCGGCAGCGAUCACACCAGCUGGCCUCGACAUCAACCGGCCCAAGACCAUCUCGGAGGUGCUGGACAUCCACGGCGGGCAGGGCACGCCCACGAGAAAACGGAAGGCCGCCUUGGAGCAGAGCAAGGUGCUGCACAAGAUCAAGGCGCGCACGUGAUGGCAGCCGUCGGUGGCGUGACGCAGUGUGCGCCGCUGACGCCGGCGCCACCUGGCGGCGUGUCUGCGGCGGACAGGCCAGCAGGAGGA